This is a messenger RNA of Helianthus annuus (common sunflower), 1884 nucleotides long. Its product is annotated as L-ascorbate oxidase. Gene Ontology annotation, cellular component: extracellular region. The transcript is spliced from 5 exons. Bases 94 to 1794 code for a protein of 566 amino acids. The record is from RefSeq and is a predicted model, not a curated record. Gene Ontology annotation, molecular function: copper ion binding; oxidoreductase activity. NCBI's taxonomy places the organism in Eukaryota, Viridiplantae, Streptophyta, Magnoliopsida, Asterales, Asteraceae.
AUGUAUAUAUAGAGAGAGACACAAAGAUGCAAAUCUCACCUGCUCGCAAGAAUCAUUAAAAAAAACUAGUUGAUCUAAAAACCCUUAUUGAAGAUGAAAAACUUGCCACUGAUAUAUGUGUUGCUGCUAUCAGUUUUGUGCCUGGCGGAAGCCCGAAUUCGACAUUACAGAUGGGAAGUUAAGUACGAGUUCAAAUCGCCAGAUUGCUAUAGGAAACUAGUCAUCACCAUAAAUGGCAGAAGCCCUGGUCCGACGAUACGGGCUCAGCAAGGGGACACUGUUAUUGUUGAUCUCAAAAACAGUUUGUUGACUGAAAAUGUUGCUAUUCAUUGGCAUGGUAUUAGACAGAUUGGAAGUCCUUGGGCUGAUGGAACUGAAGGCGUUUCUCAAUGCCCUAUUUUACCAGGAGACACCUUUAGAUAUAUGUUUGUUGUUGACAGGGCAGGGACAUACUUGUACCAUGCCCAUUACGGAAUGCAACGAGAGGGAGGGUUAUACGGAUCGAUUCGGGUGGCGCUGCCUACCGGAGAAGCGGAACCCUUCUCAUAUGACUACGAUAGAAGCAUCAUUCUCAACGAUUGGUAUCACAAAAGCACAUAUGAACAGGCCGCCGGACUUUCUUCCAUUCCCUUCGUUUGGGUCGGCGAUCCUCAGUCUUUGUUGAUUCAAGGGAGAGGAAGAUUCAAUUGCAGUACCCCGGGGAUUGCAACCGGUGUUUGUAACGCCACAAAUCCUGAAUGCUCACCGUACGUUUUCACCGUGGUUCCCGGAAAAACUUACCGGCUCAGGAUCGGAAGUUUAACUGCUUUGGCUGCUCUCAGUUUCGAAAUAGAGGGGCAUAAUAUGACGGUUGUUGAAGCCGACGGGCACUAUGUCGAACCUUUCGUUGUUAAUAAUCUUUUUAUUUACUCGGGUGAAACUUACUCAGUUUUGAUUACCGCAAAUCAAGACCCAUCAAGAAACUAUUGGGCUGUGACAAAAAUGGUGAGUCGCAACAACACAACCCCAAAUGGUUUAGCCAUCUUUAAUUACUACCCGAACCAUCCCACAAAAUCCCCGCCAACGGUCCCACCAAGUGGACCGUUUUGGAAUGAUAUCGAGGCCCGGGUUAACCAAAGUCUUGCGAUCAAGUCGCACCCUAACUACAUACACCCAGUGCCUCAAACAUCGGAUAGAGUGAUUAUUCUUUUGAACACACAAAACCGAAUCAACGGGAGUGUAAAAUGGUCUAUUAAUAACGUCUCUUUUACCCUUCCUCAUACACCAUACCUCGUAUCACUCAAAGAAAACCUACUUCACACGUUUGAACAAACCCCGCCUCCUGACGUCAUCAACGGCUAUGAAAAUUACAACAUUAACGUUGUUGCUCCCAAUGUCAAUGCCACUUCUAGCAAUUCUUUGUAUAGACUAAAGUUUAAUACGACGGUAGACAUUAUUCUUCAAAAUGCAAACACGUUGAAUGUUAAUAAUAGCGAGACACACCCAUGGCAUCUACAUGGGCAUGAUUUUUGGGUUGUCGGGUAUGGAAGAGGAAAGUUUAAUGUUUCGGAGGACCCGAAGAGGUAUAACUUGGUGAACCCAAUUAUGAAGAACACAGUGCCAGUUCAUCCAUACGGGUGGACCGCUUUGAGGUUUAUAGCGGAUAACCCCGGUGUUUGGGCAUUUCAUUGUCAUAUUGAGUCCCAUUUUUAUAUGGGUAUGGGAGCGGUGUUUGAAGAGGGGAUUGACAAAGUGGCGAAAUUGCCCUCGUCUAUCAUGGGUUGUGGCGAUAGCAAAAGAUUUAUUAAGCCAUAGAUGUUAUUUAUACAUAUUGUUUCUGUGUAAAUAGCUAACUAAAAUUUGUAAGCCAUAGAUGUUAAUUUAUACAUAUUGUUUCUGAGUGAA